AUGUCGUGGUUUGUGGGAUGCGGAUCCAGAGCCGUGAGUAGGUCAAUGUUUGUUCGAUGUGCUGGCACCCCUAAAGUGAAUAAUUUUUUACAGGUGUUUCAUAGUAAAGUAUCAUAUUCAAGUGUUCAUGAAGGUAUAGAUGGUACAAUAUAUUCACCACCUAGUCUAGUGGACAUCCCAAAAAGAUGGUCUCCCAUGAAGAACAUGGCGUUGCAAGAUGAGAUCAAAGAAUAUCUCGAUUGGAAAAUGCAAGGAUCUUGGACAGAGAUGGCUCGUGAGGAACAAAUUGCAUCGUUCUAUUUAGCAUAUGGUUCUUGGGGUCCUCGGUCCAAUAAUAAUGUUGAUGGUAAAAAUACAGAGAUAAAUGUAACUUAUUUCAUAUUUAGAGUUCUAUUUAAUGUCACACUAUUGGGAGCACUGGGUGUUUCAUACAUCAACUGGAAACAUGACAAAGAUAUGGAUCUCAAUGACGUGUAA
Maudiozyma saulgeensis is the source of this 477-nucleotide messenger RNA. The record is from the annotation of a GenBank genome assembly. Lineage: Eukaryota; Fungi; Ascomycota; Saccharomycetes; Saccharomycetales; Saccharomycetaceae.